Leptosia nina is the source of this 1527-nucleotide messenger RNA. The record is from the annotation of a GenBank genome assembly. NCBI's taxonomy places the organism in Eukaryota, Metazoa, Arthropoda, Insecta, Lepidoptera, Pieridae.
AUGGAGUUCAAUCAAAGAAGCAAAUACAACCAUGCUGCAUCGGACCACCAAAAGCACUACAUUCACACGUCACAAAAUAUUCCGUUGCGAUCUUUGCGUCCUAGACAAACCCCGGAAUUUAAAGGCCCCGUCCCAUUAAUGAACGCGUAUUAUAUGCACAUUAAUAUGAACCACAAAGACUACAGAAGAACAAAUAGUUAUCGACCUUAUCUUACACCUAAUGACGUAAGACAACCGUACUACAAUAAUAAUCAUAUUUAUCCUAAUUGGUCACAAUAUAGGAAUGUGCGAUUCUCUUCACGUAUACCGUGUAUAAAUAAUCUAAUACCUAUAUUUCCUUCGCCUCCGCCGCCUCCUCCACCAAAACCAGAAGAUAGCAAGGGUCAGGCAAACAGACGCCAAAUAAAACCAAAUGAUCCUUAUGUAAAAAAUGAGCAACGUGCAGAAGUAUGUAACAAUUUAAAGAUUAUAAAAACACAAGACAUUGUUGAAACUGGCAAAAUACCAAGUAAUUAUAAACACCAAAGUUCUAAUGAGACACCACGCUUUUCUGAUACAACUAGAAAUGAUCAAGGCAUAAAACAGGGUCAACUUGCGUUAGGUGUAAGUGAUAAAUGCGGAUCAGCUACAAAUAGUCCACCACUACUUGGCAAGGGAUUAAAUGAAGCCUGUAACGCCCAAAGUGUAAUAAAUAAACAACAAUCAAACGUGAAUGUAGGCAAAAUAAAAAUAAUUGGAAAUGAUAACCAGGAGGUGGGACCAAUAGUGUUUAAGAAAACAUUAGCGCAACGAUCUCACAAUAAAGCAGUACAAAAUGGAUGUGAAGCAGUCAAAAAAAAAAUCAAUAACAUUUCACAAACAAAGACUUCAAAUGAAAUCAAUAUAGGACAUUGCCAUUUGGAUAAUAACAAUAAAGAAGAAAAUAUGACAAAUUUAGGUUCCAACUCAACAAGAACAACCGAAUCUAGUCAAAAUCUUACUAAUCCUCAAGUGGCCAUAGAUAAGACUAAAAUUGUAACAAUUGUUAAUAAUGCUCACAGCUCCUUAAAUAGCAAAAAUAUAAAUCACAGCAGUAUGUAUAAAAAAGACCCUGAAAAAAUAAAGAUAUAUCAUGCAAACUAUCCCCAGAGCAGUGAUCAUAAUAGAACACAUAAAUUUAACGAAAAAAUAAGUUAUAAUACGUGUCUGAUGGCAACCGGGGUUGAAAAGAUUUUAGAAGAUGGAAACAACAAUCUCUCAAAUCAAGAAAAUCAAAGAAAAAAGAAUGAAACACAUGAUACUUUGAAGACCUUUAAGAAUAGUGAUAUAAAUCGUAUCUCAAAAAACAAAAGACAGUCACUAAACACGGGCUAUUCCCCGCCCAUUCUCCCGAUACCAACAUUCGAAGCAAUAUUUGAAAUGAUGAAAAACUCACUUCUCUCGAACAUGACUGUGGAAAAUGAUGUUACAACUAUUUAUAAAAAAAGAAAAAAUAGCGAUAUUAUUGAUAAUGUGUCAAAGAAAAUAAAUUUAAGUCACAAAAAGUAA